AUGGCCGGCCCUGUCCCCGUCGCCAGCUCUCUGAGCGACAUCUACACCGUUGAUGCCAUCGGCACUCAAGCAAAGAGAUGGAACAACCUCCUCGCUCGCUUCCAGACCAUCUACGGCCAGCCAGCCGAGUUCGUGGCUAGAUCACCCGGCAGAGUGAACAUCAUCGGCGAGCACAUCGACUACUCUCUCUACCCCGUCCUCCCCAUGGCCAUCACUGCCGACUCACUCCUUGCUGUAUCAACCAACGUUGCCUCUACCAACACCAAGGAAGGCCACUACAAGAUCAAGAUCGCCAAUGUUCAAGACGCCAAAUUCCCCGCUCACGAGUUUGACAUUCCCUAUGAAGCCGUGGAUAUCGAUGCUACUGUUCACGAGUGGACCAACUACUUCAAGUCUGGCCUCAAGGGUGCUUUGGAGCUGCUGCGCAAGAAGCACGGCAAUGACUUCGAGCCAAAGAGCAUGCAAAUCUUGAUGGAUGGGACAGUUCCGGCGGGUGGUGGCUUGAGCUCCAGCGCUGCAUUUGUGAGCUCGAGUGCUCUGGCUGUCAUGGUGGCCAAUGGUGAGAAGACUGUGGACAAGACUGAGUUGACUGAGCUGGCUAUUGUGAGCGAGCGGGCUGUUGGUGUCAACUCGGGCGGAAUGGACCAAUCCGCCUCCGUCUUCUCAGAACGCGGCUCAGCCCUCUUCGUCUCCUUCACUCCCUCCCUCAAAGCCCGCCCGGUCUCGUUCCCCAAGACUAACCCCGAACUCACCUUCCUCAUCGCCCAAUCCUUCGUCACAGCCGACAAGUUCGUCACUGGCCCCGUCCACUACAACCUCCGGGUGGUAGAAUGCUCUCUCGCCGCUGCCUACCUCAACGCCGUUCUCAACCCCCCCGGAACCCAACUCCCAUCUGACGCCAGCCCGCUCUCGGUCAGUCUUCACGGCUUUCACGAAACGUACUUUGCCCUCCAGGAGCACUCUUCUGGCGCGACAAAGUCCAAGUCGACCGAGUCCCAACUUGAAGAGUUGGUUGCUCUCACAGCAGAAAAGCUCGACAAGAGGGACGGCUACACCCGCGAGGAGAUCGCCGCCGUCCUUAACAUCUCAGUCGAUGAACUCAACAAGAAAUUCACCUCUCGCUUCCCCGUCCGGGCGGAGAAGUUCAAGUUGAGACAGAGAGCCCUCCACGUGUUUAGCGAAGCGUUAAGGGUGCUAAAGUUUAUGUCCUUGCUUGAGCAGCAACCGACAAACACGGAUGACACAUCAGAGUACAAUGCCCAAUUAGGCGACCUGCUCAACCAAACCCAGGACUCGUGCCGGGAUGUCUACGAGUGCAGCUGCAAGGAGAUUGACGAGCUGUGUUCUAUCGCGAGAAAGGCGGGGAGCUAUGGGAGUAGACUGACGGGUGCUGGGUGGGGUGGUUGUUCGGUCCAUCUCGUGCCUGCUGGCAAGGUCAAGGCUGUGAGGGAGGCGUGGGAGAGGGAGUAUUACAGCAAGUUGGACUUGAGCGAGGAGCAGAAGGAGGCUGCGGUGGUGGUGAGUAAACCGGGGAGUGGGAGCGCGGUUUACUUGGUGGACGAUAAGCCCGGGCCGGUGGUGGUGGAUGAUAGGGAUAGGGGUAGUGAGGUGUAUUGA
Podospora anserina S mat+ is the source of this 1617-nucleotide messenger RNA. RefSeq lists its product as uncharacterized. The record is from RefSeq and is a predicted model, not a curated record. The transcript has 2 exons. Gene Ontology annotation, molecular function: galactokinase activity; ATP binding. Bases 1 to 1617 code for a protein of 538 amino acids. Gene Ontology annotation, cellular component: cytosol; cytoplasm. Gene Ontology annotation, biological process: carbohydrate phosphorylation; galactose metabolic process. Lineage: Eukaryota; Fungi; Ascomycota; Sordariomycetes; Sordariales; Podosporaceae.